UUAUUGCAAAAGGCAAGUUACUGUAAAACUGGAAUCUUUCUUUAUUUCUCUGCCUUUCCCUAAUCUCUUUUCUUGUUUUUGCCUUUUUCACUUUUAACUUUUAUUGACUUCUUUGCGUUUGCUUGUUCAAUAAUUUCACUUGUCCUCUAUUAUUGAAGAAAUACUCAACCAGUUGAUGCCGGACGACAAGAAGAUGCUAUAUUUGCGCUUUGAUGAUAACAACUUGGAAUUCAGUUGUUUACUAGGCCUUUCUGUAUGGUUACCAACUAUUCUUCUAGUUUAUUGUGUGCUCAAGUUUCUUCUUCAGUUGGUAACUCAUCAUCCUCAAAAGUUAGAAAUAGUUGAGCACAAAAAAUCAGAUGCUUCUGAAGCUGAACAUCAGUUGGAUGAAGCAAAGAAAUACUCUGUUGUGUACAGAUUUAGGCUGAGGCAGGAAAAGAUCCAAAGAGAAAUAACAGGAGAAGAGGAAUCAGGAUCUAAAUUGAUUUCUAAGGAGGAGGAAAGUUGUGUGUCAAAAGGCCCUCCUCGUCUUCGUGAUGGUGAUCUUGUGCAUUUCAGCCACAGGCAUCCUUUGCUAAGAUUUCACCUUAAAGGAACAGAAGUUAUUAGAUGCAACAUGUGUACUAUUAUAAUUUCUGGGGUAUCUUAUGGUUGUGAUCGUUGUCAUUACUUUCUCCAUGAGGUAUGCUCUAACAUUCCUAAAAGAAUUCGACAUGAUUUUCAUCCUAUGCAUUCACUCACCCUUCUUCCUAUCGCUCUUUGGAAUUCGAAAGUGGAAAAAAGUGAAUUCUGUUGUGUGGCAUGUGGAUAUGACAACUCUUGUCCUCACCAUUCAUUGUUUUCAUUUUACUAUCAUUGUGACUCGUGUAAAUUUGAUCUUCAUCUUGAAUGUGCUACUGUGACUACGACGUUGAACCAUAAGGUAAAAUACCCUCUUGAUCUCUUCACUUGUUUUCCAUUACAAAGUGAAGGUGCAGCCCUGUUAUGUUGUAUUUGUAACCAAGUUAUGAAUAGGCAAUCCGCUUGGCUUUUCUACAAUCGCGAGUUUGAUUACAUAUGCCAUUACGAGUGUGCUGCUGAAGAAGAACUUGGAGUUAUAGGAGAUCAAAGUUUUCUAUCUCAAGUACAGAAAUCCUUGCUUCUCCAAAAAUGUUGUCCUGGAAAACAAUCCAAACUCGGAGAAGUUACACACUUUAGCCACAGACAUCCAUUGAAAGCAAUCAAACAAACGAAUGAGGCAUCAAUCACGGGUUGCAGCAUAUGUUCAAGCCAGGCUUUGUCCGGUUACAUUUGCCAGCUAUGCAAUUACUUCAUCGACGAGACUUGUUUCCUUUUUCCGCGAAAGAUACAACACCAUUUUCACCCAAAUCACCCUCUUAUACUCGGUAGCUAUACCAAUCAUCCACAGUUCAAAUGUUCAGCUUGUACUCAAGAAAAAGGUGCAGCAUACCGUUGCUCUACUUGUAAAUUCAGUCUCCAUCGUAGUUGUGCUGGUGCUCCCAUGACAUUAACCCUUGGCACAAACAAGAAACUUUCUUAUAAGCUCCUCUAUUCGUAUCCAUAUGACGGUGAGAUGGCACUUAUCAAAUGUGCGCUUAAUAAAGAAACUAACUCUUAUGAUACUAAGCUUUGUUUAGCUUCUGAGAGAUUGAGAUGUAUAAAAAUAGAGGAAGACCACUAUUAGUAGUAUGUGAAAUGUAUUAAAAUAGAGGAAGACCACUAUUAGUAGCAUGUACUGUUAUUUCAUUUUCUAUAAACAAGAAUAUGAUUUAUAACAACAUCUGUUUAAUUAUUUU
Messenger RNA from Solanum dulcamara, 1796 nucleotides. RefSeq lists its product as uncharacterized. NCBI's taxonomy places the organism in Eukaryota, Viridiplantae, Streptophyta, Magnoliopsida, Solanales, Solanaceae. Bases 176 to 1684 code for a protein of 502 amino acids. The record is from RefSeq and is a predicted model, not a curated record. The transcript has a single exon.